This is a messenger RNA of Aspergillus calidoustus, 1248 nucleotides long. NCBI's taxonomy places the organism in Eukaryota, Fungi, Ascomycota, Eurotiomycetes, Eurotiales, Aspergillaceae. The record is from the annotation of a GenBank genome assembly.
AUGUCGACCAACUCGACUCAGAAGAUCGAUCUGGGGAAACCCCAGUUCGCCUCUCACUCAUGGGUCGAACCGAUCAUCGUCGUGAGCAUUAUGGUUGCUUCCCUCGUCUUCAAUCGUACCCGGCACUACAAAAUCUUCGACAAGAACCGUGAUCCCCUGGCCGAGCGAGAAUCCCUCAAAUCCGACGUCGAAGCCACCUCCGUUCCCCUCCGCGACGAACAAUCCCGCAAGAACCCUCACGAGCCCAAGCGACGCGUAUACGGUUGGUUUGUGAUCAGGACACCAAACUCCUCCCGCUUCGCCCACCAUAUUCAUAGCCGCAUUCUGCAGAAGCUGCCUUUCUUGGUGGAGAUGUUCUACUGGGUCCUCAACUACGCCUUCUACUCCUGCACCAAAGCCGUUGCGCAGGCGCUUUCUCCCGCAGGAACGGACGUGGUGCAGCUUGCACAGGACCAUGGGAUUGGAAUUCUAGACAUCGAACACCGGUCUAUCUUUAGCAUUUUCUUCCCGAUUGAAGAGUCCGACUUCCAGGCGUUCUUCCUCAACAACCACCAAGGCUGGAUGACCUUUUUCAAUCGCAUCUACUCCCUCGUUCACAUUCCGGGAACUGUUGCCUUCAUUUCUUGGUACUACUGGGCCGCCCCCGAUUUCGAGCGAUUCGCGAUUGUCCGCCGCACAAUGACGCUUGGAAAUUUCUCCGCCUUUAUGGUCUUCUGCUUCUUUCCCUGCAUGCCUCCGCGACUGCUCCCCGAGUCCUUCAACUUCCAUGAUACCGUGCGCCAGGAACAUGCCGAGAGUGUGUGGGUCGGAGGAAAGAUGGUCAACCAGCUGGCGGCGAUGCCCAGUCUGCACUUCACCUACGCCUUCUGCAUCGGCGCCACGUUCAUGUACCACUCGAACUUCUGGUCCAUCUUCCAGGGUGGACGCAGAACCCUGCGGUCGAUGGUUUCGACCGGGUUCUUUGUCACACUCGCCAUUCUGUACCCUUUGCUGGUGCUCUCUGUGAUUGUCGCCACAGCCAACCACUACUGGCUCGAUGCGACCGUCGCCAUGGUCUCCGUCGCCAUCUGCUUCCUGAUCAACAAGAUCUGGCUCAUCCUUCUCCCCGCCGAGGACCUGCUCCUCUGGGCACUCCGCCUCGAGAAGCCCGUGCCGACUACUGGCAACCGCCUCCGCAACAGCAACAGGCAGACUAAGGGCAGCGAGCCCUUUGAAGAGUCCGAACAUCUGCUGGAGCGCUACUCAUAA